Molecule: messenger RNA, 1006 nt
Organism: Wallemia mellicola CBS 633.66
Lineage: Eukaryota; Fungi; Basidiomycota; Wallemiomycetes; Wallemiales; Wallemiaceae
Product: WD40 repeat-like protein
Exons: 2
Coding region: 24-959 (311 amino acids)
Biological process (GO): positive regulation of TORC1 signaling; cellular response to amino acid starvation
Cellular component (GO): nuclear pore outer ring; Seh1-associated complex
Molecular function (GO): structural molecule activity; protein binding
Source: RefSeq, a predicted model, not a curated record
CUCACUAUCAAUCCAUCACGGUGAUGCAAAGUUCAGUAUACGCGACGAAUAGUGGAGUAAGUGCGGUGUGUUAUGAUUACUAUGCAGAGAAUCUGGCUACUGGCUCAAAUGAUGGAGAAGUUUCCAUUCACCUUCGUAAUAGCGAGAACAACCAAUGGAAAGAGGAAGAAUCAUUCAAAGCUCAUGAUAGCCGCGUUAGCUCAUUGAGUUACUCGUACCCAGCAUUCUCGAAGAUAUUAGCUACUGGAUCAUACGAUCGUACAAUCAAAUUGUGGGAUUUCAAGCAAAAUAAUUGGAAUCUAAUUGCGAAGUUCACAGAAUCCAAAACUCCAAUUAUGAAAUUGCAAUUCAGUAGCCCAUCUGCACUUCAACUUGUCGCUAUAUCCUCAGAUGGUAUCUUACGCGUUUAUCAAGCUAGUGUACCAUCAGAACCAUCAUCUUGGUCGUGCUUACACACAUUACACGUUACAUCUUCCCAACCAAUAACUAAAAACCUCAAAGAUAAUGCAGAAACAUAUACAAUAAGCGUUUGUCCUGACAAGGAAACUAGCGGAAUGUUAGGAGUGGUGGCAGGUAACACCAAUAGUGUGGAUAUAAUAACAUAUUCAACUAGCCAACGCACAUCAAUUGCCUAUCAACUAGAAACCAACUCGAAUAACUCCAUUUCUAGCAUCGCUUGGUCACCUGGUUGUCAACGCGGUUAUUGGAAUUUUGCAGCUGGAUCUCGCGAUGGAUUUGUUAGAAUAUUCAAGCUUUCUUACUCUGCUCACCCAGAGGAUGAUGGAUUUAAGAGUGAGCUUGUAGCUGAGUUAGAACACGGUGGAGUCGUUGCCAGCUUAUCAUGGAAUGUCUUUGGAAAUGUAUUGACAUCUUCAGGUGACAAUGCUAAAGCCAACGUAUGGAAACCAUCUUAUACAGGCGUUUGGACAUGCCACAGCACAUACACGAUAUCAGAAUAAAUGAAUAAAUUAUUAAUGUAUAGAAAUAUCUAAUUGUCAGGCUUAAG